Messenger RNA from Meloidogyne enterolobii, 3522 nucleotides. The record is from the annotation of a GenBank genome assembly. Lineage: Eukaryota; Metazoa; Nematoda; Chromadorea; Rhabditida; Meloidogynidae.
AUUUUUAAACAAAAAAUAGCUGAUCUGCAUGUGUUUGUUGACGCCUCAGCAAAAGGGUUUGCAAGUGUUGCAUAUUUGAGAGUAAAGCAAGAGAAAGGAGAAAUUAAUACAUCUAUCAUUUUUGCUAAAAGUCGUCUCUCCCCGCUGAAAAAUCCUAUGACUAUACCCCGCCUGGAAUUAAUGGGUGCUGUUGCUGGAAAAAGGAUGAUAGAAUUUAUAAGAAAAGAGUGUGAUAUAGAAAUAAUCCAUUGUUAUAUUUGGUCUGACAGUACGUGCGUAUUGUCAUGGAUUUUAAAUUCAAAUGAAGAAAAAUUGCCAAAAUUUGUAAAAAGAAGAAUCACCGAAUUAAGAGAAAAUAAAAGCAUAAAUUGGAAAUACGUGCCAACUGAACAUAAUCCCUCGGAUCUUGCGACCAGAGGGUGUUUGUGUGAAGAGUUAAAAAGUCAUAAAAUUUGGUGGGAGGGACCCAGUUUUUUAAGGAAAAAUGAAUCAGAAUGGCCUGUUCUAACAAAUCUUGUUUUAAAAGACAAAAAGGAAAAUUUAAAUACAAUUAAUAUUGAUUUGUUAGUUGGUGAAAUUAUAGAUAUGGAAGUAAGAAACGAAUACCCAAAGCUUGUAAAUAUUUCAAUUAAAAUAUGUUUGGCCCUUAAAAAAUUUAUUAAAAAGGUAAAAAUAAAUACUGAAUAUUUAAAAGACUUAAAAAAUUCAAAAACAAAUGUGGGCAUAAGAAAAAUGGCAGAAUAUUUAGUUAUAAUGCAAUCACAAUUUAAACACCCACCAGGUGAAAAAGAAAUAAAUGAAUUGGUAAUGAAGAAAGAAAAAUAUGGAAUUUGGACUUGCGCAGGUCGGCUAGAAAAUACAAGCAUGAAAAAUCCUAUUUUUAUCUCAUACAAUUCAUUUCUCGCUAAUUUAUUAUGUAAUGAAGCUCAUUUAAAAACAUUCCAUAGCGGGGUAAGACAAAGUUUAACGGAACUGCGAAUUAAUUUCUGGAUACCAUCAGCAAGAAAGAAAAUGAGAAAUAUUAUAGAUAAAUGUUUUGAAUGUCGCAAAUUGAAACUAGAGCCUUUUAAAAUACCGGAAAUGCCCAGUUUGCCUAAAGAACGAGUGACUCGAUCCAAACCAUUUGAAAACUGUGGCGUGGACUACGCGGGUCCAUUUGAAGUUAAAAAUAAUGAAGGAAAAAUAAGCAAGUGCUGGAUAGAAAUUUUUACUUGCAUGUCCACAAGGUUUACUCAUUUAGAAAUAGUAAGAGACUUAACAGCUAAAUCGUGUAUAAUGGCAUUUCGAAGAUUUUUGGCCGAAUAUGGAUUACCAAGAAAAAUAAUAAGUGAUAAUGGAACUCAAUAUCAAUUAACAUCAAAAGUAGUAAAUGAAAUUACGAAAAAAUUGGAACUUAAAAAUAUAAGUUGGGUCUUUAUUCCUUCAUUAUCACCAUGGUUUGGUGGCUUCUAUGAAGCGAUAGUCAAGAUAAUGAAAAGAUGUCUUAAAUCGGCAAUCGGUAAAAAAUUAUUGUAUUUUGAGGAACUGAGAACUAUUUUGCCAGAAAUUAAACUCAUAAUGAAUACAAGGCCCCUUACUUACAUUUAUGAAAAUUUUGAAGAUACAUUAGAUAUUUUAAGACCUAUUGAUUUGAUUAUGCCCCAAAGAAAUGAAAAUAAAUUUGAUUUUGGUACCAUAGAUGAAGAAGAUUUUAAAUUAAAAGAAACACAAAAAGAUGAAUUAAUUAACGAUUGGAAAAGGGCUAAUGAAAUGCUUAAUAAUUUUUGGGCGAAAUGGCAAACUGAAUAUUUGAGUCAGCUAAGAGAAAGAAUAGAUAAACAUAGUCAAAAAAGAGCAAAAAGAAAUUAUUUUCCUAAUAUAAAUGAGAUAGUGUUAAUACAAGACAAAAAUGUCCCAAAAAAUUAUUGGCAAAUGGCAAAAAUAGUUGAGUUAAUAAAAAGCAAAGAUGGAUUAAUCCGCUCGGCAAAGAUUAAAUCGAAAGGUAAAACAUUAACACGUGCCAUAGCCCUUUUAUACCCCUUGGAAUUGUAUGCAGACCAUACAAUCGAAGAAGAAAAUAAAAAUUUAAAAGAAACUAGUAAAAAUGAAAAUAAAGGAAACAAAGAUAAAAAUGAGAAAAACAAGGAGGGUGGUGAAACUGAAAAGCAUAAAAUGCAACUUAGAAAAAGGGUAAAUAAAAUAAAUUAUAAAGAAACUGAAAGUGAAAGUGAAGAUGAGGUAAAUAUAAUGUAUUAUACAGACAGUGAAAUAGAGAGCAGCAGUGACGAAGAAGAUCGAGAAGUUGCUGUAAUUUUGAGACAGCCUAUUCCCGUUAACAGAGGGCUUUUUGCUUUUCGCCCCAUAAAUAGAGAAAUUAACUCAAGAUUAAUAGAGGACCCAAUUGAUGCCAAAAUUAAAAGAGAACCCAUUAUAAAUAAUCGAUUUAGAGAAAAAAUACCCUUAAUGUCGGCUUGUUUUUGUGAUUGUCAAGAAGGAAAUGAAGGAUGUAUUUGUAUUAACAGAACAUAUCCAUGUUCUUGCUAUCCAAUUCCUAAUGAUCCUUUUAAUGAAAUAGAGUGGAAGAAAUUUGAAAUAAGAAAUAAUAGUUUAAAAUAUAAUCCAUUUAGAGAAAGCAUAAAAGAAUUUAACAAUCAAACGAAUAAAAAGAGUUUAAUUAAAAAAUGUUCAAAAGACAUUUUAAAAAUUAUUUUAAAUAAAUUGACAAGCAAAACAAUAAUAUUGAUUCUUCUAUUAAUUUAUCUCUCAAAAAUAACGGUUGUUGCGAAUCCCUGUACGAAAAAUGAAAAAUUAAAAUUCGUAGAGAUGCAUGAAUGUGUUCAUGACGGUUUAGUGAUUAAAAGGGAUAAUCAAGGAUUAUUAUGCUGGGAAUAUAUUGAUUGCAAAGAAAAACAUUUGAGAAUACAAAAAGAAAUGUAUAAUAAUUAUUGCGGGGAAAAAUGCUCAUGUCCUUCAUGGACAAAUCAAUGUAGCUUUUACUAUGGGCCAUCCGUAAAAAAUUCAACUUUAAAAAAUAAAAGCGUAUACGAAAUAUUAAAUUCCCAAGAAGUAAAAGCGAAAUUGUGUAAAAUAGAAUCUGGAGAUAAUUGUGCAAAAUUACGAACAAUAAAAGAAUUUAAUCAAAUUGAACUUUAUGAUGGUAAUAAAAUACUAGUAAAUGAUUUAAAUAUAAUAAUAGAAGACUUAAUGGAAAAUGAGUACGUGUGUGUAGGGCAAGGACCCGUAACUGGCUCAGCAAAAUUUUGUGAAAAUCAUCAUUGUAAUGAGAGAGGUACACAACUUUGCUAUUAUGUUCGAAGUGAAAUUGCAUUUUUAGAAACAAGUAAAGAGAAAAUACCAAUUAAAGCCUGGGGAAGAGUAAAAAUUAAAACAAAUGAAUUUUUAGAUAAAAAAGAAAAUUUAAUUUGUAAAAAAUGUGAAUUGAAGUGUACAAAAGAUGGUAUCGAAAUAAAAAAUGAGGGAAAAUUAAAUGGUAUUGAGAUAUGUAAAUGGAGAGAAGCUAAAAGAAAUAGAAAUAGUGUGUGA